Phodopus roborovskii (desert hamster) is the source of this 945-nucleotide messenger RNA. It is a transcript of the gene Aqp2, whose product is annotated as aquaporin 2. The transcript has 4 exons. Gene Ontology annotation, biological process: transmembrane transport. Gene Ontology annotation, molecular function: water channel activity. Gene Ontology annotation, cellular component: plasma membrane; apical plasma membrane. Bases 130 to 945 code for a protein of 271 amino acids. NCBI's taxonomy places the organism in Eukaryota, Metazoa, Chordata, Mammalia, Rodentia, Cricetidae. The record is from RefSeq and is a predicted model, not a curated record.
GCCCUAUAAGUGCCCAAGGCCCAGCCUCCGCAGAGUCCCAGAGAAAGAGAGACCAGGAAGAGAGAGGGAGUGAGGAAAAGCCACCCCUGUGGCCCAGACCACUGGUCAGGGUUCAGAAGGCUGAGCAGCAUGUGGGAACUUCGAUCCAUAGCCUUCUCCAGGGCCGUGCUGGCGGAAUUCCUGGCCACACUCCUUUUCGUUUUCUUUGGCCUUGGCUCAGCCCUGCAGUGGGCCAGCUCCCCACCCUCUGUGCUCCAGAUUGCUGUGGCCUUUGGCCUGGGCAUCGGCACCCUGGUGCAGACUCUGGGCCAUGUCAGCGGGGCCCACAUCAACCCUGCUGUGACUGUGGCGUGCUUAGUGGGCUGCCAUGUCUCCUUCCUCCGAGCUGCCUUCUAUGUGGCUGCCCAGCUGCUGGGGGCUGUAGCCGGGGCAGCCAUACUCCAUGAGAUUACUCCAAUAGAAAUCCGCGGGGACCUGGCUGUCAAUGCUCUCCACAACAACGCAACAGCGGGCCAGGCUGUGACGGUGGAGCUCUUCUUGACCCUGCAGCUGGUACUCUGCAUCUUUGCCUCCACUGAUGAUCGCCGCAGUGACAACCUGGGCAGCCCUGCUCUCUCCAUCGGUUUCUCUGUUACUCUGGGCCACCUCCUUGGGAUCUACUUCACAGGCUGCUCCAUGAAUCCAGCACGCUCCCUGGCUCCAGCAGUCGUCACUGGCAAGUUUGAUGACCACUGGGUCUUCUGGAUCGGACCCCUGGUGGGCGCUAUCAUCGGCUCUCUCCUCUACAACUACCUGCUGUUCCCUUCGACAAAGAGCCUGCAGGAGCGGCUGGCGGUGCUCAAGGGCCUAGAGCCCGACACCGACUGGGAAGAGCGCGAGGUCCGGCGGCGGCAGUCGGUGGAGCUCCACUCACCGCAGAGCCUGCCGCGCGGGAGCAAGGCCUGA